Messenger RNA from Moneuplotes crassus, 1536 nucleotides. The record is from the annotation of a GenBank genome assembly. NCBI's taxonomy places the organism in Eukaryota, Ciliophora, Spirotrichea, Euplotida, Euplotidae.
AUGGAUGAUUCAAGAGGCCGCGAAAGGCAAAGAAAAAUGUUUAGCCUUCAAAUAGAAGACCCUAGGAAGAAAAUUCAGAACUUUCAAGUAAACCUUAGAAAGAAGAAGAGGUCUGAUCUGUUUAAGAAGAACAGAAAGAUUAUUAUAAAGGAUGAUAUCAAAAUGGAAGAUGAGCACCUGUUCAUCUCAGACGCGGAAAUUUUGAAACUCAACUCUGUAGAAAAGGUCAAAGUCCUUGUUGAUAAAAUCACUAAUUCAGACUCUGACCAAGAGGUUUCUCAGUUAUUAGAGUACCUCCCAGUGAUAAUUAGAGAUAGAUGGGAUGAGGAAUACAUAAGCAUAUUGACAGGCAGGAGCUUUCUUGAAAGACUCAAUGAGUUAUUAUCUAAAGCAUGAACAAAGAGAACACUAACUAUUUUGAAACUCAUAAUAAACCUCACUUACCAUAUUGAGGUAGGCUCCAUGGAUUGAUUCAUUGAAGAAGAGCUCAUUAUAACUAUUUUGAAAUCUCUAACUCUACCUGAAAAUUCAGAAUACUUUUUAAGUGAAAAAUACAAGAAGGCAUUGAUUCUCCUUUCAAACAUUUGCCUUGAUUUCCCAGUGAUUUCAGGAUUUUUACUAGAAAAUAAUAUAAUUGGGAUCUUAGAAACUCUCCUUGCAGAAGAGAUCUUCUUCAAAGAUUCUGGCUUUAAAGGCUGAGCAGUAACUCUAUUUGACGCAAUGAUUUCCAAUAGUACUGAAAUCAAGCAGACAGAUAUCGAAACUUUUGAAUCACUUAUCUCCUUGUCUCUCGAAGAUGGAGACUGGGCAGAAGACUACCUCAUAAACUAUCUAAUAGCUUUAAUGAGAAUUUAUGAGCGUCAUCAGUACCUCUGAACUAAAAAGGGUGUCAUAGACUCAGUCCUUGGACUGCUCUCUCUAAAAUUAAGGAGUCAAGAACUUACUCAUGCAUGUAUAAGACUUCUAGGAGUGAUAUCCUCACUCGACUGAAGCAAGAUGAUCCUCUAUGCUCAUGAUAAUGGACUUAUGAAGAUAUUUACUAAACUAUACCCUAGGCAAUCAGCAACUAUAAAGAAAUUAAUCAUCCUCAUCAUUGGCAAUAUCUGUGUUGAUAAAGGAGAGGACAUUUACAAAGUUGUGCAGAGCAAGAAACUUUACGAGUUCAUCCUGACAGACACUUGUAAGGAAGAUAACUCUCUUGCACUUGUAGCUCUUUCAACAAUUGGAACUUGUAUACAUGACAGAUGAGACUCAGGUAUGAUAGAACAUGCUGCAGAAGUUCUUGAUGCACAUAGCCAAGAUCCUAAAAUUCUAGAAGAAACUUUAGGAUUACUGCACAAAAUUCUGAGUUUUACAAAGCAAGAAAACAUUGAAGAUAAUGAGAAUGCUAUCCAUCUCCAAGAAAUAGCUGGGCUUGAUAAAGUCGAGGGACUUCUAGUCUAUGAAAAUAGAGAUGUUUCCAACAAAGCAAAAGCUAUUAUAGAUGAAUUUUAUGGUUAUGAUCCUCUUGAGUAAUCACCAAAAUUUCUCUUUAUA